AUGUCUAAGCACCCCAUGUUUGACCUCUCCAUGAGCAUACUCAUCAUCAUCAACACGCUGCUGUUCGCCUUUGAGGCGCAGUACAAAGGCUUCAACCUCGCCCAGGCCCUGGGCUUGAGCGAGGAGCAUGCGGAAGAGGUCUGGCCCGGCGCGCGGGACUUCUUCGAAAACUCCGAGAUGAUCUUCGGGAUCAUCUUCACUGUGGAGGUGGCUGCGCGCUUACUCUUGGAGCGGCUGGGGUUCGCCUCGGACUGCUGGAACUGGCUGGACUUGAGCAUCGUCCUGUUCUGGCUCUUCUCGAAGACCGGGUCGGUCCUCCCGGUCAACAGCCAAGUCCUUCGCCUACUGCGCCUCUUCCGCCUGCUGCGCAUGCUCAGCCUUGUGCGGAAGAUCAAGGAGUUUGACGCGCUGUUCCUGAUGACCACCGCAGUCCGCAGCUCCUUUGGAGUGCUGGGCUGGACCGCGGCGCUGCUCUUCGUGUGCCAGAUGAUGUGCGCGCUGGUCAUCCAGCAGGCCCUGUCCAGCUUCUACUUCGACGGGCAGAACCUGGCCACCUUGAACGAACAGAAAGAGGUGUACGAGUACUUUGGCACUUUCAGCCGGUCUCUGCUGUCGUUGUUCGAGAUGACCUUGGCGAAUUGGCCCCCCAUCUGCCGGCUGCUAGUGAACAACGUCAGCGAGUGGUGGAUGAUCUUCUGCUUGCUCCACAAGCUGACUAUGGGCUUCGCAGUGAUCGGGGUGAUCAAUGGCGUGCUGAUGCAGGAGACCUUCCGAGUGGCGCACACGGACGACAACGUCAUGGUUCGGGAGAAGCAGCGGGCCAUGCGGGUCCACACCACGAAAAUGAAGGCGCUCUUUGACGAUGCGGACACCUCUGGGGACGGGAAGCUGGACAUCGAGGAGUUCAAGGCCAUCCUGCUGGAUUCGGACGUCAAGAUCUGGCUGGCGGCGAUGGAUUUGGACGCCAGUGACGCGGAGGAGCUCUUCGAGAUGUUGGACGACGGGGACGGGCGCCUCACGGCGGAGGAGCUGGUCAUCGGCGUCUCCAAGCUGCGGGGCGGCGCGCGGGCCAUGGACCUCAGGAAGCUGUUUCCGGGCGCGAAGGCUUGGGCCAAAGAUGUGGUCCCAGAUGGCAUCUUGGAGGUGGAACUGGAAGAGAUGAAUGCGGCGAAAGAUGAAGAGAGAGAUGAAUGGGACGAACACCAGGUGGGUGUUUACCUUUAG
Molecule: messenger RNA, 1224 nt
Organism: Effrenium voratum
Lineage: Eukaryota; Dinophyceae; Suessiales; Symbiodiniaceae
Source: the annotation of a GenBank genome assembly